CGCCGCGGCUGCUGCUCCGGCUGCUGCAGGAGGCGGCGCUGGCUGGCGGCUGCGCUCGCUCCAGUCGGCGAGCGGAGCAGCGAGCGAGCGUGUGUGUGUUUUUUAAAGAUGGCCGGAGCGGCGGCGGCGGUGGCCGCGGGAGCAGCAGCUGGAGCCGCCGCGGCAGCCGUGUCGGUGGCGGCUCCGGGCCGGGCCUCGGCGCCUCCGCCGCCCCCGCCGGUGUACUGUGUGUGCCGGCAGCCGUACGACGUGAACCGCUUCAUGAUCGAGUGCGAUAUCUGCAAGGACUGGUUCCACGGCAGCUGUGUUGGUGUAGAAGAACAUCAUGCUGUUGACAUUGACCUUUAUCACUGUCCCAACUGUGCCGUUCUACAUGGCUCCUCCUUGAUGAAAAAACGGAGGAAUUGGCACAGGCACGACUACACAGAAAUUGAUGAUGGCACCAAACCAGUGCAAGCUGGGACUAGAACUUUUGUGAAGGAGUUACGUUCUCGAGUCUUCCCAAGUGCCGAUGAAAUCAUUGUAAAGAUGCAUGGCAGCCAGCUAACACAAAGAUACCUGGAGAAACAUGGAUUUGAAGUUCCUAUUAUGGUCCCCAAAUUAGAUGACCUAGGACUCAGGCUCCCUCCACCUACUUUUUCUGUCAUGGAUGUGGAACGCUAUGUAGGUGGUGACAAAGUGAUAGACGUCAUCGAUGUGGCGAGGCAGGCAGACAGCAAAAUGACCCUUCACAAUUAUGUUAAAUAUUUCAUGAAUCCUAACAGACCAAAAGUGUUAAAUGUGAUCAGCCUUGAAUUUUCAGAUACAAAGAUGUCUGAAUUGGUGGAGGUCCCUGAUAUAGCCAGAAAACUUUCCUGGGUGGAAAAUUACUGGCCAGAUGAUUCAGUUUUUCCCAAGCCGUUUGUUCAGAAGUACUGCUUAAUGGGAGUUCAAGACAGCUACACGGAUUUCCACAUUGACUUUGGUGGAACUUCAGUCUGGUACCAUGUCCUCUGGGGUGAGAAGAUUUUCUAUUUGAUAAAGCCAACAGAUGAAAACUUGGCACUCUAUGAGUCUUGGAGUUCAUCUGUGACCCAGAGUGAGGUGUUCUUUGGAGAUAAGGUGGAUAAAUGCUACAAAUGUGUGGUAAAGCAGGGACAUACUUUAUUUGUUCCUACAGGGUGGAUUCAUGCUGUGCUCACAUCUCAGGACUGUAUGGCUUUUGGGGGGAACUUUCUGCACAACCUUAACAUUGGCAUGCAGCUCAGGUGUUACGAGAUGGAAAAAAGGCUAAAAACACCAGAUCUUUUCAAAUUCCCUUUCUUUGAAGCCAUAUGUUGGUUUGUAGCCAAAAAUUUGCUGGAAACCUUGAAAGAACUGAGAGAAGAUGGUUUCCAGCCUCAAACUUACCUAGUACAGGGAGUGAAAGCACUGCAUGCUGCUUUAAAGUUAUGGAUGAAGAAAGAACUUGUAUCCGAACAUGCUUUUGAGAUCCCAGACAAUGUCAGACCUGGACAUCUUAUUAAAGAACUUUCAAAAGUAAUUCGAGCAAUAGAGGAGGAAAAUGGCAAACCAGUUAAAUCUCAGGGAAUUUCUACUGUGUGUCCAGUUUCACGAUCCUCAAACGAAGCAACUUCCCCAUAUCAUUCCCGACGAAAGAUGAGGAAACUUCGAGAUCAUAAUGUCCGAACUCCUUCUAACCUAGACAUCCUAGAGCUCCAUACAAGGGAGGUCCUCAGAAGGUUAGAGAUGUGUCCAUGGGAAGAGGAUGUCUUGAGCUCUAAACUGAAUGGAAAAUUUAACAAACAUCUCCAGCCAUCUUCCACAGUCCCUGAAUGGAGGGCAAAAGAUAAUGAUCUACGGUUACUGCUGACCAACGGAAGGAUAAUUAAGGAUGAGAGACAACCCUUCGCCGAUCCAAGUCUUUAUACAGUGGACAGCGAAAAUGAGGAGGACAAGAGAAGGACGAAAAAGGCAAAAAUGAAGAUGGAGGAGAGUUCGGGGACAGAAGGGGCGGAGAAUGAAGAGUCCGAGAAACCACUUAACAGGUUUUUUACAAGUGUGAAAUCGGAACUCAGGAAUCGAUCAUCAGAAUAUUCUGAUAUUUCUGAUUCAGAAGACUCUGGACCUGAUUGCACUGCACUGAAAAGUAAUUUUACCACUGAAGAGUCUGAAAGUUCAGGUGAUGAAAAAAAACAAGAAAUAACAUCAAACUUCAAGGAGGACUCUACUGUGAUGAGGAACUUCCUUCACAAGGGCCAGAAGCCCUCUAGAAGUGAAAUUCCAAUUAAAAGGGAAUGUCCUACCUCGACGAGCACAGAGGAAGAAGCUAUUCAGGGCAUGUUGUCGAUGGCAGGGUUGCACUACUCCGCGUGUUUACAGAGGCAGAUACAAAGCACAAAAGACUGCAAUGGUGAAGGAGACUGUCUCCAGGAUCCCGGCGGCUGUCACAGCAGUAACCAGGAGGCUCGACAGGUGUAUCGCUGUGAUAAGCCAGUGGAAUGUGGGUACCAUGUCAAGACGGAAGAUCAAGAUUUGAGAGGUUCUUCCUGGAUUAAACAAUUUGAUACAACUUCCAGAUUUCAUCUUCAGGAUCUAAGUAGAGGCCAGAAAUGCAUCAAAAAGGAAGGCUCGUCAGAGAUCAGUCAGAAGGUACAAAGUAGGAAUUCUGUGGACAGCAGCGGCGCAAGCCCUCAAAAUGGGAAGUCUACGCAGAAUUCCAGCUUGAUUUCAGCGGCGUGCCGGAUAAAUAAUGGCGGCGUAAGCCCAGAAAGGCCAGUUGGUGAAACUUCCUUCUCCGUGCCCCUUCACCCCACCAAGAGACCCGCGUCAAAUCCACCACCUAUCAGCAACCAGGCAACAAAAGGUAAACGUCCAAAAAAAGGAAUGGCCACAGCCAAACAACGUCUUGGGAAGAUCCUGAAGUUGAACAGAAAUGGCCACGCCCGUUUCUUCGUGUGAGGAGCCGCCACUGCGGCCGCUCUUCCCUUUGGAGACAGACUCGGCGGAGGCGCGGGAGCCUGGCGCUCCCCGCCGCGCCCCUGCCCGGAGCAGUUUGCAUGUACAGUAGAGAACACUGCCGGAGGAACAAAAUGAACCUGAUGCUGCAUUUUCACUGUGCCACACCCACUCAGCAAUAACCGUUUGGACCUGGUGGGGGAGAGGAAGAAGGAGGGUAGAACCUUAAAAAGAGACCUUGAACUGGAAAAGGUCUCUUGUCAGGGCUUGAAUUUCAUUUUGUUGUUGGUAGUGUGUUGAUUUAUUUUCAGUGGUAGGGUAAAAAAUUAUCAAUAAUUUAUUUAACAGAUUUUUUUUUUUUAAAGUUAACAGCUUUUAAAUUCUUUCUUUUUUAAAGCUAUUUAUUUGGAAGAUUUCUGGAGAAAUAUCUCACUAAUUUAGAUUUAAGAAUGUGAAAGUUUUUAAAUUAUUUUUGAUAGUGUGUAUGUUACAUGUGGGGAAGAGCCACAGUAACAGUAACUAGUCUGGACUCUUAAAUUUGAUAUUCAGGUUAAAGUCUUAAACAGGGAUUUGAUGCAUUAAUUAUUUUAAAUUAAGAUGUAUAUGAAAAUCAUUUUAUUUUAUAUAUUUCAUGUGUUUUUUAUAAGCUAUUAGCUUCGCUUUUGCUAACAUCCAAGGUGCAUACUGUUAUCCAGGUUGAUUACCUUAUAUCCCACCUUCCCUCUGCACUCCCCAUCAUUUUGUGACGACGCAACAAGACUCUUCUCUUUGCAGGGAAACACUUUCAUAGCCAAUGUGUAAGAAUUACAUAAAAGAUCCCACAUUUCUCAUUUCGUUUGACAUUGCAGUUUUCUUCUAAUUCUGUAAAAAUAGGCUUCUUGCAUUUUCAUUUUUGCUGAUGAUAUCUGGGUCCCAAAGAGAACAGCUUUAAUAUCUUUUUCCUACUUGUGGGAAAAGGAUUAUACGUUUGGUUAAAUUGUCAUGUUUAUAGUUUUUCAAAUACAUUUGUAACUACAGAGGGCCUUCUUCAUACUGCUGGUGUUGGAGGGCAGGACGAGCACCUGCCACAGAGGUUAUAUUUUAUGACGCUUUUAUUCUGUGUACCUAACUUGUUGGAAAAUAAUGAGAUAUGGUUUGACUUCGUAUAUUCAAAUCUGCAUAAUAAGCCGUAAUAUAAUAGGACUAUACUAUAUUAAGUUGUAUAGAAGCAAGCAUGUUGGAGUAGAUCUUUUGGGUGUAUGUGUGUUUAGUUUCUUCUCUCUUAACCUUCUAAAGAAAUAUCUAAGAUAUGGAUUUGGAGUAAAAUGGGUGCUUCUUGCAGUUUCUUCCAUCUGUCCUAACUUAACCAGUGUAUAUUGAGUAUCUGGUUGAGCUUGAAGGAAUCACUUCUCUCCUUUAUGCAUAGCUCUUACUAAAUGCCAGUUUUCAGUUGCUCGUAAUAGCUUAUAUUUUCCCUUUUCCUCCCCACGGCAUAAAAAUAAGUGAUUUCUGGGGCUGGGGUGAAGAUAUUCCCAAUUCUGACAAAAAAAAUUUUUUUUUCUACAAAGAAAAUAGAGGCAAAUAAGAUAAAUUUUAUUUUUAUGGAGAAGUAAUAUGGCCAUAUUAUGGAUUUGUCUCUUUUGCUCAGCAAGGUAGCAGGACUUGCCCUUCUAUAUUAAGUAUCACUUGAAACGCUAAGAAAAAACAUCUCUACCAUCAUCUUUCAUGCUUGCAUUUAAAUGUGUAUUUUCAAAGAGAAAUAUUUCUUAUUCUGUCUCCAUUCCAGUAUCUCAUGGAAUAAAUACAAAAUAGCUUAUGGAUUAACGUUUCUGGUCCAGAUGAUUGGACCAGAUUCUGGGUCUUAUCUAGGUGUCAGGAAAAAGAGUUUUUAUGGAAACACUAAAUGUCUGUAAAGGGCCUGCGUCACUCUGUCUACACUAUGCCAGAACUGGUUAAGAGAUGGGUAUAAUCAGGCAUUUGUUGGGUCACUGGAUCUCAAGAUGUCAAAAGUUGGGGUUUGACUGAUUUUCCUAUCUCCCAAUAUGUAAUGUUUUGGUUUUCUGUAGACACUGUUCUAGUGUUAGAGUUCACAUGGUUUUGUUUUGGUUUAAGAAAUCAGAAUUAUAAUUCCUUCUUAGGUUCUUUUGUUUACUUUACAUUUUCAUAGCUCUAAAUAUUUUUAAUUACCUGACUUCUUUUCUUUAGCUAUAAAAAAUUAAAAUCAAUUUAUUUUUAUGAGUUAAAAUGGUAACCAGUCUCUGCCCUGUGUACUUAGGCCAGUACAUCUAAUUUUAAGUAGCCAGAAUGUAUAAGUAUUAAGGUACUGUGGAUUCAUUUUGGGCAGGUUUAGCCCAUGAACUGGCUACGUGAAAAAAGCUUUCAGUAAGAUAAUCUAACCACUGAAACAAUUCAUGUAUCUUUUUCCAAAUUGGUGAAAAUUCAGCCUACUGGCCCGUGAGUUGCCUAGUCAAGCUUGUUCUAUACUUACUGGCUGUGAUGCCUCCCUUUAUCUUGUGGAAGUGGCUGGAUUCCGUGUUUUCCUCAGUCUCAUUUAUAAACCCUCUACCACACAGAAGCUGCAGCUUAGACAAGGAGACAUCAGUGGUGGCAUUCAGCUAGUUAAGUGCAGAGAAAUAGGUAAAACAGUUGUGACUUAAUGGUAGUAGUAGAUAAUGAUUUUUUCUGUAUUGAUUGAAGCAAGUGACUUCUAUUAACCUGGGAUCCCCUGUACUGGGAUAGUGUCACAUACUGUGCUCUCCAAGAUUGAUGAAUGAUGUCAACAAGACAGCUGGCAGUUGAUAGUAGUUCAGCAUCCUAGAAAUACACUGAAUUUCAUAAGCAUACAGAUUUUAAAAUUCCAACUGAAAUCCUAGAAACCCAGAAAAAACAAGACCAUCAUGCCCAUGAUGUAAAUACUUAGCUUCAAUACUGGUCUGUUUUUUAAUAAUCCUAAUUCUUGCCUUGUCAAUGAGCCCUACCGUGUUGACUCGCCUGAUGGCCACAGGUACUUAUCCAACAUCCGUGUGCCCGGCAAGACUUAGUACUGGGGGUACCGUAAAGCUGGGGUGGGAGGCUCUGUUCUGGAAGGUAUGUUCUCCAAGAAAUAAGCAGUAUUACUUUCAUUUCUAAGCAAACUUUUUAAGCAGAAGAGGCCCCGUGUAGUAAGAAAAAGAGCAUAACUUUAUUAGUUUCAACUGAAAAAGUCAACUGUAGAAGUGGAAGUCAAUUUUUUUUAUUUUUAAAAUUUAAGAAACGUUUUUUCAAAAGUUAGUAGGUUAGUGUUGGUAAUAGAGGGGUGUGGUGUAUAGCAUGGAAGGGAGGAUGAACCUGGGUUCUUGUUCAAGUUCUGUCAUUCACGGAUCAGCUGUGUGACUGUAAAUAAGUCAUUUAUGCUUUCUGAGUCUUGGUUUUCUCAUUUGGCAGUAUGGAUAAAAAUGUGGUUAAGAAAAACACCGAAAAGCAUUCCUUAAUUAUUGACACUUCAUACUUGCAGAGAAUUUAUCAUUAUUUAAAUUACAACUGACAACGCACAUUUAUAUCCUUUUUAAGUGAAAACUGUUACUCCUAAAAUCUGUUUCAUAUAGAGUAUAUGCCCAGAGCAUGCUACCUAAAACAUCUGAAGAAUCUCCAAGAAGGUGUUGGAUUAAAAUCAGAAUCCAUGCUUGAAGUGAAAGAAAAAGAAGUGAGAUAGUUGAUGGAUAAGAGUGAGAAUGUAAUCCCCACGUAAUCAUUAAGAUGAUUUAAAGGUUUUGCUCAAAGAGGAAUUAGGACAGUACUGCUCCACAGACUCUGCCUACUCUUCAGGCACUAGAUAGAGGUCAAGUAAGUCAUGCAGUUAAAAUGUAGCAACUACCCAAGGAGCUAGGGGAAAAUAUAGAAGGUGGUCAGAAGAUGGGAACCAACAAAGACAGCUCAGGGCUGGCUAACAGCAGCUUGCUGGGUAGAGGGAGAAACCACAGCCACUCUAGUCGUGGAAAUGAGACUUGACAUCUUCAAAGGAGAAGAUUCUUUCUGUCCUUUUCAAGAGAUGCUCUCUGUAGUGAUAGGGCAACUCCCCAAAGAGUGAGGAGUGAUUGUACGGCCCACGUGACUGCUGGCAGGAGUAACUAUUGCAGCAUGUAAGCAUUUUGCAAUUUUAUAUUAAGAGAUGAAUAAUGUAAAUCUGAAAAUUUUUCAAAAGCUCAUUUUCCCCCAUUAAAUAUUAGGCUAAUUGCUCCCUCCGAAAAGAGAAGCUAAAAAUCAUCAGUCAUUUUCAGAUGUCCAAGCUUUUAUCUAAAGCAGUCUUGAGAAGGUUGAACUUCAGAUCGUGAGCUUAGGAAAGGAGUGUUGCCAGUAAGGAAAGGAGACCAGUGAGAGCCAGGAGGGCAGUGACUCACCUGGGGUCACAGAGGACCCUAGACCUCAGGUCGCUUGCUUGCUUAGCUCCUGUUGUGACACUGUGCAUCCUGUCCUCAUCCGGGGGUGGAUGAUGGUCACAUGCUGUCUACUAGCCAGCUGGAAAGAAAGGGGGACAAAUAAUAUACUUACUCCAUUGCUGAUGAACGUAAUGUAAUUUUAAUAAUACUGUAGCCUUACUAAAAACCCUUUUAUUUUGUUUUUCACUGAACAUCAUCCCUAAGUCAAAUAUUUGAUACCCUUAUGUAAACAAAAAUUUUAAAGUAAGGGCAUUAAGAAGCAAAUGCCUAUUUCCAAAGCAAUUAGCUUAUCAUGACUGUGGUUUUAUUCUUUUAUCGUAUUUUUUCCCUUUAUAAUGGGUAGGGAAAAUAAUACUCACUUGCCUGCAUUACCCCUUAGACUCUCCCACUCACCCUUGGUGCCCUUUCUAGUGUCCUAAAGCUUUGUCUUAGUAAGUGCAAAGUUAAAUUUUUUGUUAUAACCUUUUUGAAACUGUAUUCAGUGAUUCUUCCAAGUUUAUCUGCUCUGCACUAUCUCACUACUAAACCCUGGCUACCACGUAGCCCUUGACCUCCAAGUAGUUUACCUAUGCAAGACCUGUGACAUUCUGAAUUCACUUUUCUUUUUUUCAGCAAACAGUCCUAAAGGGAACUUGAUCAUAAAGAUAAACCUUGCCUCCACCCAGUUUUAUUUUGGCCAUUUCCUUUUCAAAAUGUCAGCUCUUUCCCCCAAGACUUUUCACCAAAACAAUGAUCAUAAGUGCUGGAAUAUAGACUAUUUUGCAGGAAUAAAGUAACCCAGGCAUACUCUUACAUUUCUUUGGUGGAUUUUGGUUGGUAACAGUUACCAGCAUUAAGUGUGAUAUAUAGUGAGGAGUUGAUUCCUUGCCUAGAAUCAUUUCUUCCCUCUAAGAUUCAUAAGUAACCUUUUAUUUUUACAAAGCAUACAUACAAACUUCUACAUUAUAGUCAGGGACCUGAGGUGUAACUUGCUAAGUGAACCCCAAGGUUAUUUUAUCUUGCAAAAGAAACCUAAACCAAACUAAGGGCCUUACAUUUAUGGUUAGACUGAAUCAAAAGCUAUAACCUCAGUUUUUUCAAAAACAGCUUCUGACUGCAAAAGCAAGUCAUGCAGUUGUUAGGUAUGAAAUAGCACUGAUCAGGAAACACAUAUGCAUCUUUGCAGACUGUAUUUCCUUCCGAAAAGACUUUUCUACUUUUAAUAUAAAUUAAGCCAUAACAGUUUCAUGCUGUGGAAAGAGGGUGAAAAGGUUCAUUUUAAGAGAUUAUAUAAUAUGAAUUUUCACAUUUACUGUGAAAUGUCUAACUUUGCCAGUGCUUCAGCAGGUUUUUGUGGGGGUGGGGGUGGGGGCGUAGAGGGUGGCGAUGUGGGGUUAGUGUUGGUUUUAGGGGUUUUAAAUCUGUGAAAUUUGAAAAGGGGACAGUUGUUGGCUAUGGUAUUUACUAGUUUUGUAGUAAUGUUUUGCUAGCCUGACUGACUUUCCUUAACUGAUUUUUAUGCCCAUGGUCCAAGAUGACUGUUGCCCUUUCUUGUUUGGGGUGUCUGCGGAAUAGUGUCUUGUCUGUUUGUAUAGGCAGUCCGUAUGUGUGCACAUGUGUGUCCUUUGAAUACAGAAGCACACGGUGUGACAACAGAGUGGGGUGUGGCUGGGAAAUGGGAUGCUGAAGCUUUAAGAACAUUUUUUUUUUGAUUCAUAACAGUAUUUCCCAUCUUUUGCCUGCAGGCAGGGAAAGUGUACAGUAUUUAUUUUGUUUCUGUUUCAAAUUUGUAAGUCUUUAAGUAGCUUACAUUGGUUAUUAUAGGAGACGACAAGUGACUUGUUUAAAGUUGUAUUUAGUACUCUUACUUUCCAAUUUCUGUAUUUUAAAAUAUUGAAAUUAAAAUUGUAUUACUUCUGUUUUGAUUAUUUUAGCACUCGGUGUAUUUUUUGCUCAUUUUGUUUGAAAGUAUAAAUGUUGAAAGUUGUAUAAAAUGUGUCUUUGAAAGAAAAAAAAAAUCUGAAUUCUAUAUCCAA
Messenger RNA from Mustela lutreola (European mink), 9346 nucleotides. RefSeq names its product lysine demethylase 7A (gene KDM7A). Bases 109 to 2940 code for a protein of 943 amino acids. The transcript has 20 exons. Gene Ontology annotation, molecular function: transcription coregulator activity; histone demethylase activity. Lineage: Eukaryota; Metazoa; Chordata; Mammalia; Carnivora; Mustelidae. Gene Ontology annotation, biological process: protein demethylation; regulation of transcription by RNA polymerase II. The record is from RefSeq and is a predicted model, not a curated record.